CUGGCGCCCGCCUGCAUUACCGACCGAAUUUGACAGGAAAACAGACGGUUUUUUGGGUUUUGUAAAUUUAUCUUCUGUGAAUUUUUAUUGGGGGCAAUAAAAACGGGUGUGCGAGUCGAGAGUGGGCUAUAGACAGGUACACAUGUGAGACCACGAUGGCCACUGAACCGCUGGUAGUCCAGGCCAUUUAUCCGUUCAAAGGAUCGAAUAACGAUGAGUUGUGCUUCAAGAAGGGCGACCUGAUCACAGUCACCCAGAAGGACGACGGGUGGUGGGAAGGCACCUUCAACGGGAAAACAGGCUGGUUCCCCAGCAAUUACGUCAAGGAAUCCAAAGGUUACAACACGCGAAAAUUAAUCAAUUGUUGCGAAUUUUUUAUUUUAGAUGCCCCAAAGCCGGUGGUUGUGCAACAAAAUCAGUACAAAAGCGUGGUUUUGAAAGACUUGAUCGAUUCGGAGAAGGCGCACGUCACCGAACUUGAAAGUUUAGUCACGAACUUUUUACAACCGCUGGAAAAAAGCGCCAUAUUGACCAAUGAUGAGUACAAACAGUUGACUGGGAAUAUCGCUGAAGUCCUUGAUACGCAUCAGCAGUUGUUGAAGCUGAUGGAGGCGGAACAGGCCAAGCCGGGCCUGGAACAGAGAGUGGGGCGCCUUUUUCUCACAUGGGCCCGCAGGAUUAAGGCUGUUAAUCAGGCCUAUUGUGCCCACCAUCCCAAAGCCGCCUGCAUCCUAGAUCAGUACAAAGAGGAGUUGACAAAGUACAUGGAAUCUCGAGGCGCCACCAGCCCGGGCGUCCUUGUCUUGACAGUCCUCCUCAGUAAGCCCUUCCGUCGUCUUGAUAAAUACUCGGGCAUGCUUCAAGAACUUGAACGUCAUGUCGAAGAAUGCCAUCCUGACCGAGGUGAUACCCAACGCUCAGUCGCCGUCUACAAAGACAUCGCCACAACUUGUGCUGCAACACGUCGCCAAAAAGAACUCGAACUCCAAGUACUAACAGGCCCAGUUCGUGGCUGGGAAGGCCCCAGUUUAACAGCUUUGGGUGAUAUAAUUUUCAUGGGUUCGGUGGCGGUUGGACCACAACACCAUGACCGAUAUUUCGUUCUAUUCCCAACGACUUUACUCAUUUUAUCAGUGAGUCACCGUCUUAGUGCUUUUAUCUAUGAGGGUAAAUUACCACUGUCUGGUUUAGUGGUCACUCGAUUGGAGGAUAACGAACAGUACAAAAACGCCUUCGAGAUUAGCGCCCCCAUGAUUGAGAAAAAAAUCGCCGUGUGUCAAAGUAAAAAUGAGGCGAAUUAUUGGGUGGAAUUGUUACGUAAACACAUGCCCAAAAAUGCCACCAGUAAUAAUCAGAAGGUUGCCCCAAGUCAGGCGCAAUUUGUGCCCCAACCGCCCCCUCAUCUUAACCAACGCGGUUAUUCAACCCGAGCGUCGGUUUUGUGCUACCAAACCCCAGUCGAAUACGACCCAAGGUAUCCCCCUGAGACAUACCCCCCGUGUGCCCCUUACGCCUCCCUCACCAAAUAUUUCUCAAAGUGUAUCAAAGAUAAACAAAUCACGCGUAAACUCCUCAAACAAUUACUCUAUCCCGAGUAUUUAAACCGAAUGAACUUGGCCACGGUCAGGAUAAGACACCACAAAACCGAAUGCGUCAUUAUAACAAAGUCGGUACAGUGUCGUAUCAGUGUAAUAAAUUGUGAUAGUGAUUCGGAUAGUGACAGCGACAUAACACUAAUUAAACGACAAAACGCGAUCGUUGAAUCGGGUUCGUCCGGCAGUAGUUCGAGCAACCCGUUCGGUUAUAUUCGGUAUUAUAACCCACAAACGAAUGAAAUUGCAACGAAAUACGAAAGUUUCGUCGAUUAUGGCGACGUACAAACGGAACCCAAAAUUGAAUUGAUCAAGCAAGCGUCGGAAAAUUCCGAAGCUAGUUCGGGUAUAGUACCGAAAGCGUUCGGAGCGUGUGAGGAUCUAGUUAACUUGGAUGGGAGCAUAUCACGUGACACAUUAGAUGUACCGAAACGUUACGUCCCGCUUGAGCGUCAGAGUUGUCCAACGAAACUUGUGGGAAAUAAAUUCAGUUCAAGCAGUUUGACCACAAUCUACAUACCGGGGUGGUCAAACAGUGAUACCAACAUAACCAGGAGAAUUAACUACGAUUUGGAGGAAAAUGAUGAUAGCACUACGACGCAUUCAAGUAGCCUUGAAUUGCCGCUAAAUACCGUUCCGUUGCCUGAUAAAGUCGUUGCCGAAUUGUUGUAUAAUUUCGAUAGUGAUGAAAGUGACCCGCCCUCGGCUCAAACCGUGAUUAAACCGCCGACAAUGUUCGCAAAUCAAUUCCAAAAGCCUUUCAGUAUUACUCGCAGACGUUCCAGUAUUCAAAUCAACCCUCAGGAUCUCAAACCAGUUAGACGCUGUGUCAGUUCUAAGUAUUUGCGAAUGUCGCCCUCUUAUUGCCGGGGAUGUACCGAAUGUCACAGCCCACGUUCGUCCGAUUCUGGCAUGGCUGGCAGUUGUACGUUAAAUUCCCCAAAUUCGGUGCAAGAAUCAAAUCGGGGGAUUACCCUGUCUGAGUUCGAGGCGCAAUGUCCGUGUACGUCGCCUUUCGGUUCAACACCGAGAACAUCCGAACCGUCCGUUUCGGGGAAUAGUCUCCGCACGUCCGUAACUAGUUUCGAUAUGUGCCCUUGGCCGAAAAUGCAUUCCAAGGAGGAAGGGCCGAUCAAGUCAAAGUCAAUGGGGUGUGUGUUGGACGAAGGAGUGGAACAAGGGGAGGAGGAAGUGCCGAUUUACAAGUCGGGAUUGUAUGCACACUGGUGGUUGAAAGCUAAAAUACCGGCCAGUGUUCUUAGGGGGAUUUAUGAGGAGACGCGUGCAGACGUCUCCGCUGGUGGCAGCCGGGAGCGCUCCGUCCCCGCCCCGCCCCACGACUAACUCGCCGCCUCCGCCCCCACCCCACGGUCGCGGCUGGUCCGCCACAUCGCUCCGGCCCUCGCCGCCGCUCCGCCCUUGCCUUGCCUUCGGCCACGUCCCCUACAGUAGGCCCGGCCCCCGUCUUAGUUACAAGGAGG
Messenger RNA from Tribolium castaneum (red flour beetle), 3073 nucleotides. RefSeq names its product Rho-type guanine nucleotide exchange factor (gene RtGEF). Bases 156 to 2936 code for a protein of 926 amino acids. Gene Ontology annotation, molecular function: guanyl-nucleotide exchange factor activity; protein binding. NCBI's taxonomy places the organism in Eukaryota, Metazoa, Arthropoda, Insecta, Coleoptera, Tenebrionidae. Gene Ontology annotation, cellular component: cytoplasm. The transcript has 8 exons. The record is from RefSeq and is a predicted model, not a curated record.